Diospyros lotus (date-plum) is the source of this 1571-nucleotide messenger RNA. RefSeq lists its product as uncharacterized. The record is from RefSeq and is a predicted model, not a curated record. The coding region runs from base 658 to 1317 and encodes 219 amino acids. Gene Ontology annotation, biological process: proteolysis. Lineage: Eukaryota; Viridiplantae; Streptophyta; Magnoliopsida; Ericales; Ebenaceae. Gene Ontology annotation, cellular component: cytosol. Gene Ontology annotation, molecular function: pyroglutamyl-peptidase activity. The transcript has 5 exons.
UAUUUCUGGGUUUUUGAUCCGUUUGGCUUGUUGGGUCUCUGAUCAGUUGUUCUUAAUUAUGGGAAAUCUGUGUGUGUAAUUUGAUGUGGGGUGUAGUUGUAAUCGCGGAAUUCGAUGUGUUUGGCUCUUAAUCUGGAUUCGGGGCUCUUGGCUCUUGAAAUCAUCUAUGGUUUUUUAAGGGUUUUAAUCUGCUGUGAUAUGGGUUUUCCUUGAUUUGGGAUUGGAUUAGAUUCUCGGAGCUGACUUUACCUUAACCUGGUUUGUGGAAUUGGGUGGUUUAGGCUUAUAUUGUUCGUUCUUUUUCUCUGUCUAAAGAUGUCUCUUUUCUGUGUUAUUGCUGUUUAUGCAGCUCAACUGUGAGGUUCUUUAAUUUCUCUUCUUUUCUUUUUGGACUCUUUUUGUUUUUCUUGUACAUAGAUUGUGUUCUUUCCCACGAACGUUUAGAAUGAUUCCGUCACAGAUAUCAGAAGUUCUUUCAAGUAUUCUAACAUAAAUGUUAUUCUACACCUCUAAUAGCAUGUACUGGUAGGAUAGUGGAUUCAUGAUUGAUGGUCUUCUUGGAAUAGAUGUUAUAAUUACCAAACGAUAUGGUAAUAGGAUAUUAGUUCUUAAAUUUUAUGCUUUCUGCAUUGUCGAGUUCAUCAGAGUUGUUGGUAAAUGGGAUCUGAGGGCCCUCCUGCAGUAACAGUCCACAUAACAGGUUUUAAGAAAUUUCAUGGAGUUGCAGAGAAUCCUACUGAAACGAUUGUUAGUAAUCUAAAGGAGUAUAUGAAGAAAAAGGGUCUUCCCAAAGGGCUGAUCCUGGGAAGUUGCAACAUUCUUGAAACUGCCGGACAAGGAGCACUCGUUCCCUUGUAUCAGACACUGCAAUCUGCUGUGAGCACAAGAGAAACUGAGUCAUCCAAUCCAGGAACAAUCAUUUGGCUACACUUUGGAGUUAACAGCGGUGCAACAAGGUUUGCUGUUGAGCAUCAAGCUUUCAAUGAGGCUACUUUUCGGUGUCCUGAUGAAAUGGGUUGGAAGCCUCAGAAAGUUCCCAUUAUUCCUGCAGAUGGAGGAAUUUCACGAAGACGAGAGACUACCCUUCCUGUUGAAGAGAUAACAAAGGCCUUGGCCAAGAGGGGUUUUGAGGUGGUGACCUCCGAUGAUGCUGGUCGUUUUGUUUGCAACUAUGUGUACUAUCAUUCACUCCGCUUUGCAGAGCAAAACGGGACAAAAUCUCUCUUUGUACAUGUGCCACUCUUCUUAACAAUAGACGAGGAGACCCAAAUGCAAUUUGCUGCUUCCCUGUUGGAUGUACUUGCAUCACUAAGCUAGUAUUUCACCAUCUCCCUGGUCUGUCUUCAUGUCUGGAGGCAUAUUUGCCUGUAUUGUUAUUGGCCAUGUAUGUGGAAGGGGAUGGUUUGUGUUUGUUUUAAUGCUUUAUAUAAUAAGCAUGUGAAGGGGAAAUGCAUUUUGGCACAUGCAUCUCAUGUACUCUCUGGUAUUCUUCUUAACGUCUGAAAGCACCGUACUGAAAUUUCAAGCAUCUUUCAUGCUACCUGUGAAUGAAAUCCUUCCUCCAUCGGCAA